Dreissena polymorpha is the source of this 1701-nucleotide messenger RNA. RefSeq names its product zinc finger protein 836-like. Bases 1 to 1701 code for a protein of 566 amino acids. The record is from RefSeq and is a predicted model, not a curated record. The transcript has 14 exons. NCBI's taxonomy places the organism in Eukaryota, Metazoa, Mollusca, Bivalvia, Myida, Dreissenidae.
AUGGUGAUAUUUUUUAACAACUGGGUCGUGGAAGGAAAGUGUGGUCUCUGUGCCAAGAUAUUCCCGUCCCCUGCUAAGCUAGAGGUUCACAUGCGCACUCACACCGGAGAGAAACCCUUCCAGUGUCCUGUGUGUGGCAAGAACGUCUGCGUGUUUUGUGGGAAGACGUUUCGAGUGAAUGCCGAGCUCAUACGGCACAUUCGGAUACACACGGGCGAGAAACCCUUCGCUUGUACCGUCUGCAACAAGCGCUUCUCUCAGAAAAGACCGAAGAAUGUGUGCCCAGUUUGCGGCAAGAUGUUCCGCUACAGGGCCGAGGUGGAGCGACACAUGCGUGUGCACUCCGGGGAGAAACCCUUCGCCUGUUCCGUGUAUUCCAAGAACGCGUGCGAAGUGUGCGGCAGGGAGUUCAAGCGCCACCAUGACUUAGAGCGUCAUACGCGCAUUCACACGGGCGAGAAACCCUACGAAUGUCAGGUGUGCCACAAAAGCUUCAGAAGGAAUUACCAGUGUAUAUUUUGCGGUAAAGAUUUCCCUUCCAACUACCUUCUAAAGCGUCACGUGCGGAUCCACACAGGCGAGAAGCCUUACGAGUGCACCGUGUGCCACAGACGCUUCAAUCAGAAAGAAAAGAACGCGUGCACGUUUUGUGGGAAGGCAUUUCGCGUGAACGCCGAGCUCCAGCGCCACUUGCGGAUUCACACGGGGGAGAGGCCAUUCGGAUGUCCUCUGUGCGGCAAGAGGUGCAUUAAGACCUGCUACUGUUCGUUUUGCGGCAAACUGUUCCCGACCAACUACCUGUUGACACGUCACACCCGGGUUCACACCGGGGAGAAACCGUAUCAGUGUUCAGUGUGUCAGAAAUGGUUCAACCAGAAGGAGAACGUGACUCUUAAGACCUGCUACUGUACGUUUUGCGGCAAACAGUUCCCGACCAAAUACCUGUUGACACGUCACAUCCGGGUUCACACCGGGGAGAAACCGUAUCAGUUAUCUGGCACUAAAACGUGCCACGUCUGCGGCAAAUCGUUCAUUGACAGCGCCACCUUGCGAAGACAUAUCCGGGUCCAUACGGGCGAGAAACCGUUUGAGUGUCCGAAAUGUGUGCCAAGGGCCGUCUGUAACAAGUGCGGCAAGUCGUUCGUGAACAAUGCCACCUUGCGGCGACAUGCUCGAGUACACACAGGGGAGAAGCCGUACGAAUGUCCCCAGUGCGGCAAACAGUUCAACCAGAAAAAUAACAUGCAACGACAUGUGAUGGUUUUCUGUACAGUAAGCACGUGUGUCAGCAGUGUGGGAAAGUGUGCCCCAGCAACACCGCGUUGGCGCGGCACAUGCGCAGUCAUACCGGGGAGAGGCCGUUCCAAUGUCCCGUGUGUGGAAAGAGGUUUAGUCAGAAGGAGCAUACCAAACGGCACAUGGCAGUACACCAAUCAAAGACGUUGUAACACGUGCGGUAAGCAGUUUGCCAGCAGAACGGACCUGGAGAGGCAUAUCCGGGUCCACACCGUUCCCCAUAUUGCAGGGGGAGUCCGAUGCCCCUUGUGCGGGAAGGCGUUCAAGGCCCAGUCCAACCUCGAGCUGCACUUGCGCGUACACACGGGGGAGAAACCUUUCGCGUGCACGGUGUGUGGGCGGCAGUUCAACCAGAAGGGGAACAUGAGGGCACACAUGCUCACGCACAUGGCACCCCCCUUGUAG